GACUUGCGAGAGGUUUUCGGUGACAAGUUCAAUGGAAUGCCAGUCGAGGACAUCCUGCAACAAGUGGACUACAAGCGCGCUGGUGUGAUCGAUUAUGACGAGUUCGUGCAAGCGGUCAUGGAACUUGGUCCUGAUGGUGGUAGCCCAUCAGACAGUCCUGAGGAUAACAUUCGCAAGAGGAUCUCGCGCGCGUACGAGUUCACCUCCGUCGGCCGCAAGACCCGGAAAGGUCGCAAGAUCAUCCCCAAGAAGCCGGGUCUGAUCUACAAGCCCUCACAGAAAUUCCACGCG
Messenger RNA from Symbiodinium pilosum, 291 nucleotides. The record is from the annotation of a GenBank genome assembly. NCBI's taxonomy places the organism in Eukaryota, Dinophyceae, Suessiales, Symbiodiniaceae.